Messenger RNA from Rhineura floridana, 2955 nucleotides. RefSeq lists its product as uncharacterized. NCBI's taxonomy places the organism in Eukaryota, Metazoa, Chordata, Lepidosauria, Squamata, Rhineuridae. The transcript is spliced from 10 exons. Bases 213 to 1205 code for a protein of 330 amino acids. The record is from RefSeq and is a predicted model, not a curated record.
UUGUUUUUUCUUGCCGCACCGGGCGCCUCUCUCCAACUUAUCUCGCGCUGCCUCACUCAGACCUCGCCCAUUGACGGCGCUCGCGCGCCCUCUUUCUCCUCCUCUUUCUCUGUCUUAGCCUCCGCCCGCACGAUCAGCGUUCGCUUAAGUGGGCUGUUUGGCAUCUUACCGGCUCUCAAGAUGGCGUCCAUCAUGGAGGGCCCGCUGAGUAAAUGGACCAACUUGAUGAAAGGCUGGCAGUAUCGCUGGUUCGUGCUCGAUUACAACGCAGGGCUGCUCUCCUACUAUACGAAGCGCCAUGGCUGAGAACUGCAUUCACUGCCCUUCGCUUUCAAUCAAUGCCUUCUGCGCUUCUGGAUGGGAGAUAUAGACGUAUCCCAUUUCACCUUCGCUGCUGCCCAUGCAACUCAGCGCGAUUAUUUGCCCAGCCGUCCCUCCCUCCGGAGUCCGUAUACAAGUCACGCCCCCUCCCUCUUUAUCUCCUCCCUCGUAGGUUGUUGUUUUUUCUUGCCGCGCCGGGCGCCUCUCUCCAACUUAUCUCGCGCUGCCUCACUCAGACCUCGCCCAUUGACGGCGCUCGCGCGCCCUCUUUCUCCUCCUCUUUCUCUGUCUUAGCCUCCGCCCGCACGAUCAGCGUUCGCUUAAGUGGGCUGUUUGGCAUCUUACCGGCUCUCAAGAUAGCGUCCAUCAUGGAGGGCCCGCUGAGUAAAUGGACCAACUUGAUGAAAGGCUGGCAGUAUCGCUGGUUCGUGCUCGAUUACAACGCAGGGCUGCUCUCCUACUAUACCGUGUGUAUAGAGGGAGGGACGGCGCCGGCCUCCGCCCGCACGAUCAGCGUUCGCUUAAGUGGGCUGUUUGGCAUCUUACCGGCUCUCAAGAUAGCGUCCAUCAUGGAGGGCCCGCUGAGUAAAUGGACCAACUUGAUGAAAGGCUGGCAGUAUCGCUGGUUCGUGCUCGAUUACAACGCAGGGCUGCUCUCCUACUAUACCGUGUGUAUAGAGGGAGGGACGGCGCCGGCCUCCGCCCGCACGAUCAGCGUUCGCUUAAGUGGGCUGUUUGGCAUCUUACCGGCUCUCAAGAUAGCGUCCAUCAUGGAGGGCCCGCUGAGUAAAUGGACCAACUUGAUGAAAGGCUGGCAGUAUCGCUGGUUCGUGCUCGAUUACAACGCAGGGCUGCUCUCCUACUAUACGAAGCGCCAUGGCUGAGAACUGCAUUCACUGCCCUUCGCUUUCAAUCAAUGCCUUCUGCGCUUCUGGAUGGGAGAUAUAGACGUAUCCCAUUUCACCUUCGCUGCUGCCCAUGCAACUCAGGUGAUGUGGAGGAUAUUUUUCAUUACUUGCUGUGUUGCCCCCUUUACAAAGAUCCCCAGGCUAAGUUCUUAUCCUCUAUUAGUAAUUUCAUUAAGGAUAGGCCUCCCAUUGAGCAGGUUUGCACCCUGCUUGUGGGCAAUGACCCUUUUAUAUCACGCCAAGUCGCUAAGUUUGCCCUUGCGGCAGCAAAAAUUAGAGCUAAAACCCAAAGACAGUCCCCGCCAUCAGCGUCUUUACCCUCUCAAUCCUUGUAAAUAUACUGCUGGUUGCAUUGGUAUAGACUUCUGCCUUAUUUUUUAACUUUUAACUUUUCAUGUGUUUUUAGCAGAAUUUCUGGUGUCUGUAUUGGGUUGUCUCUGUUGUUUAUAUGAUGUUAACAUGUAUUUGCGGUGGCCUACGAGCUGUAAGCAAUAAGCAAUAAACUCUAUUCAUGCUUGAAAGGAAACCCCACAGAGUUCAACAAAGCUUUCUCCCAAGUCAACCUGUGCAAAGCAGAAAUGCAGUCAACACUAGGCCCAUCCUGGCGGCCUGAAAUACUUCGUUAUACUUUCCAAAUACUUCCAUUUUCUCUCCUUAGCGCGAUUAUUUGCCCAGCCGUCCCUCCCUCCGGAGUCCGUAUACAAGUCACGCCCCCUCCCUCUUUAUCUCCUCCCUCGUAGGUUGUUGUUUUUUCUUGCCGCGCCGGGCGCCUCUCUCCAACUUAUCUCGCGCUGCCUCACUCAGACCUCGCCCAUUGACGGCGCUCGCGCGCCCUCUUUCUCCUCCUCUUUCUCUGUCUUAGCCUCCGCCCGCACUAUCAGCGUUCGCUUAAGUGGGCUGUUUGGCAUCUUACCGGCUCUCAAGAUGGCGUCCAUCAUGGAGGGCCCGCUGAGUAAAUGGACCAACUUGAUGAAAGGCUGGCAGUAUCGCUGGUUCGUGCUCGAUUACAACGCAGGGCUGCUCUCCUACUAUACGAAGCGCCAUGGCUGAGAACUGCAUUCACUGCCCUUCGCUUUCAAUCAAUGCCUUCUGCGCUUCUGGAUGGGAGAUAUAGACGUAUCCCAUUUCACCUUCGCUGCUGCCCAUGCAACUCAGCGCGAUUAUUUGCCCAGCCGUCCCUCCCUCCGGAGUCCGUAUACAAGUCACGCCCCCUCCCUCUUUAUCUCCUCCCUCGUAGGUUGUUGUUUUUUCUUGCCGCGCCGGGCGCCUCUCUCCAACUUAUCUCGCGCUGCCUCACUCAGACCUCGCCCAUUGACGGCGCUCGCGCGCCCUCUUUCUCCUCCUCUUUCUCUGUCUUAGCCUCCGCCCGCACGAUCAGCGUUCGCUUAAGUGGGCUGUUUGGCAUCUUACCGGCUCUCAAGAUGGCGUCCAUCAUGGAGGGCCCGCUGAGUAAAUGGACCAACUUGAUGAAAGGCUGGCAGUAUCGCUGGUUCGUGCUCGAUUACAACGCAGGGCUGCUCUCCUACUAUACGAAGCGCCAUGGCUGAGAACUGCAUUCACUGCCCUUCGCUUUCAAUCAAUGCCUUCUGCGCUUCUGGAUGGGAGAUAUAGACGUAUCCCAUUUCACCUUCGCUGCUGCCCAUGCAACUCAGCGCGAUUAUUUGCCCAGCCGUCCCUCCCUCCGGAGUCCGUAUACAAGUCACGCCCCCUCCCUCUUUAUCUCCUC